Messenger RNA from Saccoglossus kowalevskii, 6498 nucleotides. RefSeq lists its product as uncharacterized. The record is from RefSeq and is a predicted model, not a curated record. NCBI's taxonomy places the organism in Eukaryota, Metazoa, Hemichordata, Enteropneusta, Harrimaniidae.
AUGCUGACUGAACGCCUGCUGCUACCCCUGGCGCUGAAGGUUGUAAUGUUCCGCCCGCCCGGACAACUCGAGAGGCAAAACAGCUGGUCGAAAUACUUUGAUGGUACAGACAAAGAAUCGUACAAUAAGCAAACAUGUGACCCACAAUUGAGUGAAUUGAAAGAUGUCCCGGUGGUUGGAACUUCCGUGGCAGAAAGGAAACGACUUUUAUUUGGUCUAGAUGGAGAGAAAUUCGACGAUAACACGCAAUCGUUGGCUAAGUCCACAACAAGAAAAGAUGAUUUGUCCAUGACUGGUUCAUCCAUCGAGGAAAGAAAGCGCAAAUUGUUUGGUGUCGAGGAUCGGACACCUGUUGAGAAACUGGAUGACUCUGACAAGGAAACAGAAAGCGUUCCAGUAAUUGGUUCCUCUUUAAAGGAAAUAAAACAAAAGUUAUUUGGUGGUGAAGUCCAGACAUUGGACGAGAAAAUGCAAGACAUGGACGAUAGCUUAGUUCCAUUAAAGAAAGUGUUUGAUUUUAUGUCACAUGUUAGCGAGAUUGAGACUAACCUACACGAAGUGGUUGAUUUACCUUUGCUAUUGAAUGACAUGAGUGAUGUAUCUCUGGAUCAGGUGUCAGACUUUGAGCUGAUAAACCUUAGUCAGUCGAAUCGCAGUACUGUUUUGCAACUCGCACUGGAAAUGGAAAGACAAGAUAGUUGGUCAUCAUUGUUUAAUGACGAGGACAAAACUGAAGCGCAUAGGCCAGUGACAGGAGCAAGCAAUGGACAAGAUGAGACAUGUGUAACUAAGGAAGACUUGCAUGUUAUGUGUCCCGCUGUCACAAUUGAACACUCCAGAGACAAUACAGAGAAUACUGCAGUGGAUAAUGACACUCAUGAAGAUACAUUGCUCAUCUUGACCCCCAGUGUAAUCAACUCCAAGCAGUGCGAUGCAGUUCAGGGGGAAACAUUUAACCCAGCUGAAGCAAUUGCCAACACAAUGAACGAGAUUGCUGCCACACGUUCUGAGAUGCAGACUCUGAAGACCUAUGUAGACAAAAACUCUGAUAGCAUUGAGAGUAUGUUGCAACAGAAACAAACCGAAAAGCUGACUGUCUCUGCAGAAUCUGAUAUUCAAGCAAUCAAGAAGACUGUUGACAAAAAUGCAACUGCCAUCGCUAGUAUCAUUGAACAAGAGCAGAAGCAGUCUCAGGCACAACAGGCAGUGAAAGCUGAAGGAAUCACUGAUAACCCUACUAUCCAAGCUAUUCUUAAUGGAUUGCUUUCCUUACAGAAUGUAGUUGUUGAUUUGAAAACAGAAAUAGUCUCACUGAAGACGACAAUUGACAAAAUGGCAGACGAUCAAGAGUCUUCCGGGAAGAAAUACAAUGCAUCUAUUGCAGACUUAAAGAGCCAGCUCUUGCUUGCGGCACCAGUGGUCAAUGCCAAGGUGAGUCAUCCUACUGAGGUAUCAACAAAAGAUGAAAGAACAGCUGUAACACCAAGAUCACACGAUGAGGUGACAUUACCUGGUGUAAAUCUAGCUACCACUGAAAAUGACAAAGCAUUAGAUAUCAGAACAAACAACGCAGUGGUCCCAAAAGUGGUAGACAGGUAUGAUGAUAUGAUCACCUGUCCAGCACGUAUGUGCAUAUCCAUAGAAAACAACAAUAUAAUAAGUACCAUCCAUCAAGUGAAUGAUGCAGACGCCAAACUAUCCAAAUAUGAUGACAGUUACCCACGAUGCCUCCCCCUCAAACACAAUGAAUCAGAAACUACCACAACAGUAGAAUCAAAUCAUGAGCUUAAUUUCAGUUCAAUUACUAAGGCCAUUAGUAAUGUAGCCAUAGGUGCAGCACAGCUUCAAGUAAUGAGAUUGGAAAAUCCAUCACAUAAGUUAUCAAUUACAGAGAUUGAUGAAGAUGACCAGCAAUCAGGCAUUGACGAUAUUGUGAUGACACCUGCUAUGUAUAAAAACAUAACUAAAGGUACAGUGGAAUGUGAUCUUUCCAGAAUGGGAAAUAAACUUUGCUCUCAAAAACAUCUUGUCCCAUAUAAGAAGCAUACCAAACCUGUUACAUCUCAGCAAUCAAAGGAGGAGGAAUCAGCCCUGAGAUCAUUUGCAGCUGCCUAUGUAAAUUUUGUCAUAUUGAGUAGUCAGGUUCAGUAUCAUAAUGAAGAAGAUGACAGACUAAGGACGUUGGCAUCAAAUAAAGACAAAUCAGUGGUAACAUCCAACAUACAAUCCUCACCUGUCAAACUAAGUGCAAAAGCAGACUUAACACCUAUUGCAUGUAAAUUGUCUGAAGAUCGGCUACCCAAUGAAAAAACAGAUCAAGCUCGCUGCAAAUUAACAAAUGGUGUGGAAACACUACUAGCUUCUGAACAUGAUAAGAAGACCACAGAUGAUUAUAGUAAUGCUAUUUUGCUUACAAAAGGUGAAGAUAUCAAAGAAGAACUGAUAACAGUAAAAAAGGACAUAGCUAAACAUAGUCCCGGGAAUAUAAAUAUUGGAUCUGGCGAUGAGUUGCAAUCAAUCAGUAAAGCAAUUGCAAAUGUGGCAAUAUCUGGAGCUCAACUUCAACUGAUUAGGAUGGACAGAGAGAACCAGGCAAUCAAUGAACAUAUUACAGAAAUAAUGGAUGUGACUGAACAACAACCAAAUAUUGACAAUAUUAUAUUGAAACCAUACAUGUUCAAGACACUUUUGCCAGGCGCAACAAGAAAUUUCAGCAGCCCCACAUUUACACAUGAAAUAUCAUUAAGAACAAGAAGUCUUGUUCCAUACAAGAGGCAAAGUCACCCUAUUGUCUCGAAUAAAUCCAAGAAGGAGGAUGAAGCUCUCAGAUUGUUUGCUGCAACAUAUGUCAAAUUUAUCACUUCUAGUAGCCAGAUACGUUUCUAUAAAGAAGAGUCCAAUAAAUUGAAAAUCAAGGAUAGCGGUAAACCUAAAUCCCUAGUUCAGACAAAUGGUGGACAGCACAUUACGCAACCUAUGGUAAAUGUAUCAGCCAACUUAUCAUUUGAAAAACAACCGUCCAAUGAGAAAACAAGAAUUGGAUUAGGUCUUGAAGCUGAGCUAUCUGCAAUCAGCAAAGCAAUUACGAAUACAGCUAUAUUUGGUGCACAGCUUCAAAUGAUGAAAAUGGAAAGUGACAGUCCAGCAAAGAUAACAGUUAUAAAUACUACUGAUAUCGAUGAUCAACUCACAGAUAUUGAUGAUAUUAUGAUGAAACCUGCUAUAUACAAGAACAUCUUGAAAAACAGAUCUGUAGGCAAAGUGGCCCCACUGAGUAUUGUUCCAUACAAGAAGCAAACUCAACCAACCGACACACUCAAAAUGAAGGAAAACAAAUCAGCUUUGAGAUCAUUUGCUGCUUCCUAUGUAAACUUUAUUACUGCCAGUAGUCAAGUACGAUUCUAUGAAGAGGAGUCUGCAAAAUUGAAAAGUAAUGUGGCUUUUGGUAAAUCCAGCAAUCAGGGCAUGAAGUCUGAUAAAAUGCAACAGAUAAAACCAUCACUGGGACUCACCACACAACAAUCAUUUGUGGUGUCUGAAUUACCAGAGCAUGGAAUUAAGGGUAACUCUUUUACACCUAAUAUGUAUAAGCAGAUUAUCAACUACCAAAUGUUUCAAACAGCUAAAACCACGUCUUCAAAAAAAGCAGUGGAGAAUGAAAUAAGAAAAGAUGUACAAAAUGCAGUGAUAAACCCAGAUUCCGGCCCUAGCCAGGAAAUAUCCCAACUCAUUGAAAUUGGAGAACUCAAAACUGGGAUUGUCACAAAUUAUCCAAGUAAAGCACUUGAUUCAGCAAACAAAGACAAAUUACAUCAUAAAUUUCAACAGAAUGAGAGAAAAGAUUCAAAUGAGAAGAUGCUGCAUGACAUAAAUAAAGUCAAGGUAGAUAAAGUCAUUGCAGAAACUCAGCUACAAACUUUGAAGGUAGAUAAAUCACCCAAAGAUGAACAACAAUUAAAAUCCAUGGUUUCCACAUACAUCAAAUUCAUCACCACCAGUAGCCAGUUGCAGUUUUAUGAAGAAGAAAUAAAUAAAGUAAAUGGUAAAGAUUCAUCAUCUGAUAAUUUGGAAAACCCUGAUUUAAAGCAAAAUGCACCUAACAAUCCAACAACGAAAUCGGAACUACCAAGCAUGGGUGAUAUGUCCAUUGAAACACUGACAAACCAAGAAACUGACCAGUCUCUCAUCUCAUUUGAAAACAUGGAUGAUUAUGACUGGACACGUGAUGUGUUGCAGGCAGCAAGUGACAGCAAGAAAAAAGAAAAAGACCUGUUAACAAUGGAAACAGAAAUGGCAUGCAUGGAUAAUAUGUUCUUCAAACCAUCGAUGUACCAACAUUCUGACUUGACAAAUAAAAUCACUACAGCUGCUGUUGAAAACAAACUAUCUGACAUCUCAUCUGAAAACCCAGAAGAAACUGCUGAUAAAAUGGAUGAAUAUGACUGGACAGAUGAGGUGUUAAAAGCAUCUAGUGACAACAAAGAUAAUAGAAAUGUUGAACAAGACUGGACAGAAGAAGUUCUAGCAGAGAAAAUUCCAGAAAACUUAGAAUCCUUAGAUGAAUUUUUGGGAUCAGCCAUAAAUAACUCGAAAAAUGGUAAAUCUGUUUCAGACCAAUCACACACAGAAGAUAAGAGACUAGAACCAACCAGACCCAGUAAGCAAAUAUUCAAACCCAAAACUGGGAUUGUCACAAAGUAUCAACUUGAUUCAGCAGAAGAAAGAACACGUCAUAUAUUGCAACGGAAUGAGAGAAAAGAUUCAAAUGAGAAGAUGCGGCAUGACAUAACUAAAAUCAAGGUAGAUAAAGUCAUUGCAGAAACUCAGCUACAAACUUUGAAGGUAGAUAAAUCACCCAAAGAUGAACAACAAUUAAAAUCCAUGGUUUCCACAUACAUCAAGUUCAUCACCACCAGUAGCCAGUUGCAGUUUUAUGAAGAAGAAAUAAAUAAAGUAAAUGGUAAAGCUUCGCCAUGUUCAUCUGAUAAUUUGGAAAACCCUGAUUUGAAACAAAAUGCAGUUAACAAUCCAGCAACAAUGAAAUUGGAAGUACCAAGCAUGGGUGAUAUGUCCAUUGAAACAUUGACCAACCAAGCAAUUGAUCAGUCUCUCAUCUCAUUUGAAAAGAUUGAAGAAACUGGUGAUAACAUGGACUGGACACAUGAUGUGUUGCAGGCAGCAAGUGACAGCAGGAAAAAAGAAAAAGACCUGUUAACAAUGGAAACAGAAAUGGCAUGCAUGGAUAAUAUGUUCUUCAAAACAUCGAUGUACCAACAUUCUGACUUGACAAAUAAAAUCACUACAGCUGCUGUUGAAAACAAACUAUCUGACGUCUCAUCUGAAAAUCCAGAAGAAACUGCUGAUAAAAUGGAUGAAUAUGACUGGACAGAUGAGGUGUUAAAAGCAUCUAGUGAUAGCAAAGAUAACAGAAAUGUUGAACAAGACUGGAUAGAAGUAUUGGCAGAGAAGAUGGAAGCGAAUUUAGAAUCCUCAGAUGAUUCUUUGGUAUUAGCUAAGAAGAGCUCAGAUGAAUCACACCCACAAAAUAAGAGUCUAGAACCAACUGAAAGUGAUGAAUUUGAGUGGGUAACUGAGGUAAUGCAAACUGCUCUUGCAACAGCACAGUCAGAUCAGAUGUUGAUGUCAUUAGAGCCAACUCAAAAAUAUGACUUCUCAGACGAAAGUUAUGAUGCAGAUGAAUCAGCCUCAGAUUCUUCAGAAGGGAUGAUGGAAAUAUGUAUGUCUAAAGAAAUGGAUGAACGAGACUGGGUGGAUGAGAUAUUGGAUGUUUCCCAGACUGACUAUGAUUAUAGUUGCCCAAAUGAAAUCUUGGAACCAAUUACAGAAGAAUCAAGUGAAUCUGAUGGUCCAGGGUCAAAUGUUGACAAAAGUAUUUGUUCAAAGAAGAUGUUGAAAGCCAAUACUGAUAAAAAAGAUGAAUUUGAUUGGAUUAAUGAGGUUCUAAGUUCAACAGUUCUGGCAACAAGGCAGUCAGAUGUUGAUAUAAUGAAACAUACCAUGGAUGGAAUGCACCAAUCUGAAUACAACGACAGAACCAUGAAAUCUAGAAGCAAAGAAAACAGUGAGAUUGAACUGUGUGAUAAUCGAGAUGAGAGGAGACAAAAACAUGUAUCCUACGUAAAUUUUCUUAAAAGAGUCUUGAGUAAAUCAUCUGGCUCAAGUAAUGAGUCAAUCUUUCUGUCUGCACCAUCAUCUCAGGAAUUCGUGAAUGGUGAAGAUGCUAAAAACCUCACCAGUAAGCUCUCAAUCGAGAAUGAUGAAUGGAAGUAUGAAUUGGCAAGGACUCCAUCAGACUGGCAGACAUAUGCAGAACUAUAUGAGUUCAUUGAACCAUCGGUGCUGAAAACGGCUGGGCCAUUAUCAGAGACAGACCUUAAUGAUAUAUGCGAUAAAUUAGAAAACAAUGAAACACUGGACUGUGAGAAUGUGAUAUCUUCCAAAUUGCUUAUCAAGCGUCUAAAAAAGAGUGGUGCAUAG